GUUUAGAGUUUAAAUACACGAAUAUAAAUUUUUUCGGGCAAUAAAAAUAUACAUAUAUACAAUGGCUGCAAACAAAUUGUGCUGCACACUGGCUAUUGGAGCUCUGCUGUGUCUCGGCUUCGCUGCUCUGAUACAAGCACAGGAUAAGCCCGUUACUGAUGUGUGCCUGGGCUGCAUCUGCGAGGCCAUCAGCGGCUGCAAUCAGACCCGUUAUUGUGGCGGCGGCGUCUGUGGACUGUUUCGCAUCACCUGGGCCUACUGGGCAGAUGGCGGCAAACUGACCUUGAAUAACGAGAGUCCCCAGUCUGAGGAUGCCUAUGCAAACUGCGUGAACGAUCCAUACUGUGCAGCCAAUACCAUUCAGAACUAUAUGUCAAAGUUUGGACAAGAUUGCAACGGAGACGGAGGCGUUGAUUGCUACGAUUAUGCGGCUAUCCACAAGCUGGGCGGCUAUGGCUGCAAGGGGGAACUGAGCUAUCAAUACCAGAGCGCGCUGGACAAGUGCUUGACUACCUUCUCGCCUCUCGAUGUGCGCACAUCGGGCUGAGCUCUAUGUCUA
This is a messenger RNA of Drosophila navojoa, 559 nucleotides long. RefSeq names its product lysozyme. The record is from RefSeq and is a predicted model, not a curated record. NCBI's taxonomy places the organism in Eukaryota, Metazoa, Arthropoda, Insecta, Diptera, Drosophilidae. Gene Ontology annotation, molecular function: lysozyme activity.